Molecule: messenger RNA, 1026 nt
Organism: Mercurialis annua (annual mercury)
Lineage: Eukaryota; Viridiplantae; Streptophyta; Magnoliopsida; Malpighiales; Euphorbiaceae
Exons: 1
Coding region: 1-1026 (341 amino acids)
Source: RefSeq, a predicted model, not a curated record
AUGAACGGACUAGUUAAUCCCAAUCAAGAGCAAAGGCUACGUGAUAUUCAAAGGCCAACGGUCACUGCAAACCCGUCAUGUAUCCGUUUGAGUGAAGCAGCAAGGAACUAUGAGCUCAAAACUUUCCAUCUCAAUAUGCUGCCUCAGUUUAAUGGAAUGGCUACUGAAGACUCACUAGCCUUUAUCAGAGAUUUCUAUGGUAUUGUGCAGACUUUACCGCUGAACAAUCUCAAUAAGGAUGAGUUAAGGACGAGAUGUUUUCCUCAUUGUCUGAAAGGAGACGCGAGACAGUGGCUAUUGAACCAGCUAGAAGGUGUUUUUCUCACAUGGGAGGAUGUCUACAAUGAAUUCAUGCUGAGAUUCUACUCACCACAAAAGACCAUGGAUCUCAGGGCAAAAAUUUGCAACUUUGUGCAACGAGAUCCAGAAUCUUUUCAUGAAGCAUGGGAAAGGUUUAAGCUGCUCUUAACUCAAUGCCCUCAUCACCAAGUGCCAGAGAAUUUGCUGACUCAGUUUUUCUAUGAUGGCCUGAACGUUAAUUGUCAAACGCUAGUUGACACAACUUCUGGAGGUUACUAUGGAGAUACCACAGCUGCAGAACUCAUGAAAACCUAUGAGAAAUUGGCAAUGAAUUCAAGGCAGAAGGCAAUCAGAGGAAAAAGGGCAGGAAUAUAUGAAAUCAACUCUCAUUCCGAUCUCUCAGCACAAAUGGCUGAUUUAACCAAGCAAGUCAAGAUGCUUGUAGAUAAAGAUACUUCCAAUCAAGAGUCAUGCGCCUUUUGUGGGAUGUUUGGACACAAUGCAAAUGUGUGCGCAAACAUUGGAUCGACACCACCAAACAGUGAGGAAGCAAAUUUCAUGGGAGCCUUCCAGGGUAGACAAGUCAAGAAUGAUCCUUUCUCAAACACUUAUAACCCUGGAUGGCACAACCACCCAAAUUUCUCAUGGAGGGAUCAAGGAGCGAAUAGGCAAGAACCACCUCCGGGAUUUCAGCAACAAAGACAAGUUCUCCCACCUCAACAAUAG